GUUUGUAAGGGUUUCUUCUCCCCAGUCCCCCACAGUAAAAAGCGCACACAAACCCCGCUUGGUUGAAUUGGAGCAGUUUCUUCCAUCUCAGAGAUAUGGGAAGCACAGCAGCAGCAGCGGAGAAGACAGAGGAGGAGCUCCGUAGAGAGAUCGAUGAGCUCCUACGCCAACAACGCCAGAUUGCGGAGCGGCUUCGAGAUCCUCGGGGACUCCGCAGGGGAGGCUUUUCUGGUGCCGGCCCUCGCAACUUCGCCGCCAACGGAGCUCGUCAGCGAGGCUUCGUUCGACCCGCAGAUAAGACUGACGCGGAAGAUCAACCUCCAGCCAAACGCCGACUAUCGUCCGCGGUAGUCAAGCUGGAGGAUGGGGAGAUCGCUGAGGAUGCAGAAACGGCGAAGGAUCUGAAGAGGAAGGAUGCAACCAGGGAGGGAACUGCUGGAGCUGGCGCUACUAAUCAGAGCGAAAGAGAGCCAUCGAAUUUGCAGCAGAGUGGGUGGUUGAGGAGGGAUGGAAACCAAAGAGCAGCCAAUACUGAUUCUGAAGGUCCAGCAAUGGAGCAUAUUCCAAGGGUAUUGCCGAAGGAUGAGGACCCAAGAUUGGUUAGCAGGAACAAAAGAAUGCUGGGGCAGCUUCUAGGGACUUUAGAGAAAUUCAGGAAAGAAGAUACGCAACUGUCAGGAACAGAGGCUUACAUGCGAAGGUCUACUUCUCUACAAAGAGCUGAGCAACGAGCACGUGAAGAAAGUGAGAGGCUGAGGCAACAAGAGCGUGAGCAAAUUGCAGAAAAGCGGAGAAGAGACCUGACUCUCAGGGCACGUGUUGCUGCCAAGACAGAAGAAAAGAAGUUGGAAUUGCUGUAUCUUCGGUGGAGUGAGCACCAUAAAAAACUUUGCAAUUUUAUAAGAACCAAGGCAGAGCCUCCAAUAUAUUAUUUACCCAACAAACCUUUAGAAGAAGAUGAAACCUUGUUUCAGCAGCGUAAAGAACAGACAUUUCUAGAGUGGAAGGCUGCCAGGAGGGAGGAACUGUCUGAAUAUCAGAAACAGAUUCAGGAGCAGUAUGUUGCCAAUGUUGAAAAGGAUUUGGAGAGAUGGCAAAAUGCAAGGAAAACAAGGAAAGCAAGUAAUGAUAUGUUGAACUUACAGGAAACAAUGGACAAAGAAUUGGAUACCCAUAGGCUUGAGCAUGGUCCCAAGAAAAGAAAGAUCCCUGGUGGAAACAACAGUGAAGAUGAUGAGGAUGAUGUGGAAGAUAUCAAUGUCGGUGAGGAUGACAUGAUGGAUGAUGUACUGGAUGUUGAUGAUACCAACAGGAGGGGUGCUGAAACAGUCAGGCAAGAGACAGGUAAUACCAGUCCGCAAGAGACAGGUAAUACUAAUACCGCUCCUCUGGGGGAUAAUGCUGAUUAGUAGUAGUGUUUGAAACCAUCCCAUCCCAUCCCUCUUUCUAGUUUACCCGUCGAUAGCAGCUUUUGGCGGGCAGUUUCUUGGUAUGUUACUAUUUUGUCAUCUUUUCUUUCGGCCUUGAUGGAUUUUUGAGUUUCUAGGAUGAACUUGUUUCUCUUCUCUUGUAUGGCUUUGUUAUCGUAUUGCUUCUCUUGUAGAAAACAGGUAAAGUGCACUAGUAUCUAAGGAGUUAAUAUGGUACCGCCGCACUCUAUUUUUUUCCCUUGGAUUAGUAUCUGGAAGUGUGUUACGAAAAAAAGGCUCUUUUUCUUUUU
This is a messenger RNA of Alnus glutinosa, 1720 nucleotides long. RefSeq lists its product as uncharacterized. The transcript is spliced from 10 exons. The record is from RefSeq and is a predicted model, not a curated record. Lineage: Eukaryota; Viridiplantae; Streptophyta; Magnoliopsida; Fagales; Betulaceae. The coding region runs from base 96 to 1409 and encodes 437 amino acids. Gene Ontology annotation, cellular component: catalytic step 2 spliceosome.